CCUUUGCUCCUGAAGUGCAUGGAAGGCGAGGCCACUGACUCUAUGGAGCUCCAAAGAAAGAAGUAGCGGCUGCCGUUGCUAACACUGUUGGCAUCCAAUGUGUUAGCUUGCACCUGGCAGCAUCAUAAAAUCUUAAUAAAGUGAAAAUGGCUUUUAGUAAUCUGACAUCAAAGGCUGUACUCCUGUAUGAUGAAUGGAUUAAAGAUGCCGAUCCAAGACUGGAAGGCUGGCCACUCAUGUCUUCACCUUUCCCAACUACCUUUAUCAUUGGAACCUACAUUUAUUUUGUCACUUCUUUGGGACCCAAACUAAUGGAAAAUAAAAAGCCUUUUGAACUCAGGCAGAUAAUGGUGUUUUAUAAUUUCAGUGUGGUAGCCCUCUCUUUAUAUAUGACUUAUGAGUUUCUUAUGUCGGGUUGGGCCACAGGGUACUCAUUCCGGUGUGAUAUCGUUGACUACUCAAGGUCACCUACAGCUCUAAGAAUGGUACGAACUUGUUGGCUUUACUACUUUUCCAAGUUCAUUGAAUUAUUAGACACUAUAUUUUUUGUGCUGCGUAAGAAAAACAACCAAGUUACAUUCCUGCAUGUCUUUCAUCAUUCCAUCAUGCCAUGGACCUGGUGGUUUGGAGUCAAAUUUGCUGCAGGUGGUUUAGGAACAUUUCAUGCUUUGCUGAACUGUAUUGUCCAUGUUGUCAUGUACACUUAUUAUGGAAUCUGUUCUUUGGGACCAGCCUAUUAUAAAUAUUUGUGGUGGAAAAAAUACAUGACAACUAUACAACUUGUCCAGUUUAUUAUGAUUACAGUCCAUAUAGGACAAAUCUAUUUCAUGGAAGAUUGUCCGUACCAGUAUCCAAUUUUCAUGUUUAUUAUUUGGCUGUAUGGCUCUAUGUUUUUAGUCUUGUUUCUCCACUUCUGGUACCACGCUUACACGAAGGGACAAAGACUACCGAAGAUGGCAAGAAAUGGAAUCAGCAAAGAUCAGUGAAACAAACUCUUGUCUAUAAAAACCAGAAAGUGAAUAUGUCAAUGUGGAAACUUGCACUACUUGACAAUCAAGAUAUUUAGGUGCACACACUACAUGGUGUAUAUUUUGUAUGUUUUUUCCAUGACAGAAUUUGUAUUUUUACUUUAAGUUAUUUGGGAUUCAGAAUUCAGGGGGUGGGAGGAGCAGUGUGGAUCUGUAAUUAACAAAAAAAAAAAAAAUUUUUUUCAAAAACUUGUUUGUUUAUCCUGUAAGAAAUGAAUGAAUAGAUGAUUGCUAUCUAGAAGAUGUAUGAAAAUAAAGAUAUUCAUCUGGAAAAUCAGAAUUUGUAUGACAAGUACUGAGUACUUUGAACACAAAGGGGAAAAAAUGACUUCACCUUAAAUGUUGUAAGUUGUUGAGACUGUCAGCUGCAUUUUCUUAAAAGAAUUAAUCUUUUAACAGAAGUACUGUUUAUAGAAUAAAGGUUAUUAUUAAUAUAGUUGAUACAUAAACAUUGUUACAUGUGUUUACAAACUAUAUUACUUUAAAGAAAGGAAUGUAUGUUAAUCUGUCAAGGUAUGGUGUUUUAUUUGAAGACCACAGAUUUUGGGGUAUACUCUCUGUUACUAAGAACUUAAUUCAUUUCACAUUCUACUCACUUGAACAUUAUUCUAGGUGUUGGAAACAUACUAAUUUGAGGAUUUUCUGAACUGUCUUGUAGUGUAAUGACAAAAACAUCAUACUGAUUUGUUCACCAAAGUAGCCUAAUAUACUUCUUACUCAGUGUAUCUAUGGAUGUAUUUUGAUAUUGGCAGCCUAGGCUGCUUAGGGGGGAAAAAAAAUCUUGUAAUUCAAUAGCCAAAAUCUUAGUCCUCAAAUGAGUUAAAAAAAUUUUUUGUGAUUGAAGCCUAAGUAUCACCUAGCAUGAUUGUACUGUGCUUUAUUUUAUUUCCAUUAUCUAUUGAAAUACAUGCCUAGAAAGAU
This is a messenger RNA of Phalacrocorax carbo (great cormorant), 1949 nucleotides long. Lineage: Eukaryota; Metazoa; Chordata; Aves; Suliformes; Phalacrocoracidae. The record is from RefSeq and is a predicted model, not a curated record.